Messenger RNA from Neolamprologus brichardi, 1501 nucleotides. The record is from RefSeq and is a predicted model, not a curated record. Lineage: Eukaryota; Metazoa; Chordata; Actinopteri; Cichliformes; Cichlidae.
AAGUCGUAAGUCUUUCCCAUUCAUCCCGUUCAACCUGCUCCAGUGCACCGGUCGGAUUUAGCUAGUAUCGCUAGACUAAGUGUUGAUUUUUAUUAAAACAUGUCUUACCCAACACCAUCCGACAAGCCUUCAAAUCCAGCAAACCCCCGCGUCUUCUUGGACGUAGACAUUGAUGGGGAGAGAGCUGGCCGAAUUGUUCUCGAGCUGUUUGCUGACAUAACCCCAAAGACUGCUGAAAACUUCCGGGCUCUGUGCACUGGAGAAAAGGGCACUGGCAAAUCGACUGGGAAACCACUGCACUUCAAAGGAUGCCCGUUUCAUAGAAUCAUCAAGAAGUUUAUGAUCCAAGGAGGCGACUUCUCAAACCAUAAUGGCACAGGGGGUGAAAGCAUCUAUGGGGAGAAGUUUGAGGAUGAAAACUUCCACUACAAGGUACACGACCUAUCACCAGGCAGGGCUCGCAAAAUCCUCUCAGUCACAGAUCGUUUAGAAAUUGUGGAGGUUAGACUUUGCGUUUGUAAUGUUAGCAAUGUCUCCUUGUUCCCAGUGUCGGUCUGUGCUCGAAACACUGUUAUUAUAAGCAAGAGGAAUGAUGGCAAAAACUGCAAAAAUAAGAUCAAAGGUUCCAGUUUCACUUUGGCCUGUGCUUCUUUUCAGAUGGAGAAAGUUCUGUCUGUUGCUGAAGAUGUGAAGAUUAUGGGAAACAACCUUUUUAAGUCUCAAGACUGGAAAGGCGCGGUCAAAAAAUAUAGUAAAGCUCUCAGGUACUUGGAGGUGUGUGGAGAACAAGUGGAAGAGGAGGCACAGAAGAAGCUGGAGCCCACAGCCCUCAGCUGCUAUCUCAACACAGCAGCCUGCAAACUGAAGAUGCAGCUGUGGCAGGAAGCUCUGGACAGCUGCAAUGAGGCUCUGGAGCUGAGUGAAGGAAACACUAAGGCACUUUUCCGCAGGGCUCAGGCCUGGCAGGGGUUAAAGGAAUAUAACAAAGCCAUGUCUGAUCUGAAGAAAGCUCAGGAAACUGCUCCAGAGGAUAAAGCAAUCACCAAUGAAUUGAAGAAAGUCCAUCUUAAAAUCCAGGAGGAGAAAGAGAGAGAGAAGAAAAUCUAUGCCAAAAUGUUUGCCUAAACUAUCUGACCUCAUGAUGCAAUUGGCUGUCAUUAUUUACAGUGGAAGCUGUACCCACAGAUAAGGAGUGUAUCCAGGUGAAAAUGUUCAGUGUUUUCAUUUCAUGGGUCCUCUCAUGUUUUUACAUCAUGCACAUUUCUUAAUGCCUGUAAGCUUGGACCUGCCUUUACUGUAAUAAAUAUCGUGAACAUCGGUGCUGGAAAACCAACUCAUGUUAAUGGUUUGAAGAUUAGCAAAGCAAUUUUGUGUGUGUGUUAUUCCAUGGUAGGGAUUUUAAGAGUGCUCUUGGCUACAAGCAGGAUAUCCAUUUGUGUUUAUUUAUGGUGUUUUUGUGUUUAUUUUUUUAAACUGAGGUCAAUAAAACAAAAGGCACAAC